GAGACACGCACACACACGUCACUGCAGACACCUUCAGGAGAUGAGCCUAGAAAAGUCACCCAGGUGGCGGUAGGGCAGGGCAGUACCAGAUGGGGCCAUGUGAAACCAGUCUCAUUCUGGCAGACGCCCAGUGCUUGCCCCCUAGAACUGAAAGUUGAGCCUAACCGGAGGUCCCCUUCCCAACUCCCCCAUCCUGGGCCUGGGAGCAACACAGGCUGGAGAGGGUUAAGUCUGGUUGGCAGGGACACCCCCCCCCCCAAGUGCAGUGAGCGAGAGAGGGAGGGGUGGUUAGCAGCUUGCUCUAGUUGGCGUCUCUCCCAGAAUUCUUCGGAAAAGAACUCCCCUUUGACCCCCAGUACAAACUGAGCCCAGCCACCAGCCUCCCUCCCGCCUGCCUGCCUGUGGGAGCGUCCCCCAGCCCCCUUCUACUGAACUGCUAAGCCUGAUUCUCUCACCCCAGGCCUUCCCAACCAGGCUGUGCCCCCAGGGCUUUGCGUCUUUGAGGGGACCAAGGGUGUAGCCAAGGAGACCACACAGGGAACCCCCAUCCCAGACCACACCCUUGAGCCUGAGCCCGACACACAUUAUUCCUGAGUCCGUGCUCCAGUACCGAGUACCUGGCUGGGCCCUGGGCACGCACAGGGGCCGUAGCCCCACUGUGUGUGGGAGCCAUGAGGAUCCUGGCUAACAAGACAAGGUUACCCCACCCCAGGAGGAGAGAAGCUCCAGGGAGCCCGCCGCUGUCCCCUCGCGGCCACUGCCCCCCUGCCCCAGCCAAGCCAAUGCACCCAGAAAAUAAGUUGACCAAUCAUGGCAAGACAGGGAAUGGCGGGGCCCAAUCCCAGCACCAGAAUGUGAACCAAGGACCCACCUGCAACCUGGGCUCGAAGGGCGUGGGGGCGGGGAACCAUGGGGCCAAGGCCAACCAGAUCUCACCUAGCAACUCAAGUCUGAAGAACCCCCAGGCAGGGGUGCCCCCUUUCAGCUCGCUCAAGGGCAAAGUGAAGAGGGAGCGGAGCGUCUCUGUGGACUCUGGAGAGCAGCGAGAGGCUGGGACCCCGUCCCUGGAUUCAGAGGCCAAAGAGGUGGCACCCCGGAGUAAGCGGCGUUGUGUGCUGGAGCGGAAGCAGCCAUACAGUGGGGACGAAUGGUGCUCAGGACCGGACAGCGAGGAGGACGACAAGCCCAUUGGGGCCACCCACAAUUGUAAUGUAGCAGACCCAGCCAUGGCGGCCCCACAGCUGGGUCCCAGCCAAGCCGCCCAACUGCCCCUCAGUGAGAGCAGUGCACCAGGCCCCCCGCACGGGCCUCCACCAGGCCUUCGGCCUGAUGCCCCCGGAGGUGGGGGCGGAGGUGUCCCUGGAAAGCCUCCUUCACAGUUCGUCUAUGUCUUCACCACCCACCUGGCCAACACGGCCGCAGAGGCAGUGCUGCAGGGCCGGGCCGACUCCAUCCUUGCCUACCAUCAGCAGAAUGUGCCCCGGGCCAAGCUUGACCAGGCCCCUAAAGUGCCACCCACCCCAGAACCGCUACCCCUGAGCACACCAUCAGCAGGCACCCCGCAGUCCCAGCCAGCUCCACUGCCGCCGCCACCACCCCCUGCCCCUGGCAGUGCCCCCCCUGCUCUGCCUUCCGAGGGGCCUCCUGAGGACGCCAAUCAGGACCUGACCCCCAACUCAGUGGGAGCUGCCAGCACAGGUGGUGGGACGGGGGGCACCCACCCUAACACCCCUACGGCUGCCACCACCACCAACCCACUGCCUCCUGGAGGAGACCCCAGCAGUGCCCCUGGCCCUGCCCUGCUGGGAGAGACAGCCCUCUCAGGAAAUGGGCAGCGGAGCCUGGUGGGCUCUGAGGGUCUGUCUAAGGAGCAGCUGGAGCAUCGGGAGCGUUCCCUCCAGACCCUGCGAGACAUUGAGCGGCUGUUGCUCCGCAGCGGGGAGACCGAGCCCUUCCUCAAGGGGCCCCCGGGAGGAGCAGGUGAGGGGGGACCACCAGCACAAGCCCCUCCUGCCCCCCAGCAGCCACCCGCACCCCCUCCUGGCGGGCUGAAGAAGUACGAGGAGCCCUUGCAGUCCAUGAUUUCGCAGACACAGAGCCUAGGGGGCCCCCCGCUGGAGCAUGAAGUGCCUGGGCACCCCCCGGGCGGGGACAUGGGACAGCAGAUGAACCUGAUGAUGCAGAGGCUGGGCCAGGACAGCCUGACGCCUGAGCAGGUGGCCUGGCGCAAGCUACAGGAAGAGUACUAUGAGGAGAAACGGCGGAAGGAGGAGCAGAUUGGGCUGCAUGGGGGCCGCCCUCUGCAGGACAUGAUGGGCAUGGGGGGCAUGAUGGUGAGGGGGCCACCCCCUCCCUACCAUAGCAAGCCUGGGGAUCAGUGGCCACCUGGAAUGGGUGCACAGCUGCGGGGGCCCAUGGAUGUCCAAGAUCCCAUGCAGCUUCGGGGUGGACCUCCCUUCCCUGGCCCUCGUUUCCCAGGCAGCCAGAUGCAGCGGGUGCCUGGGUUUGGAGGCAUGCAGGGUAUGCCCAUGGAGGUACCCAUGAAUGCCAUGCAGAGGCCUGUGAGGCCAGGCAUAGGCUGGACCGAAGACUUGCCCCCCAUGGGAGGGCCCAGCAAUUUUGCCCAGAAUGCCGUGCCCUACCCAGGUGGGCAGGGUGAAGCAGAGCGGUUCAUGACUCCUCGGGUUCGAGAAGAGCUGCUGCGGCACCAGCUGCUGGAGAAGCGGUCGAUGGGCAUGCAGCGCCCCCUCAGCAUGGCAGGCAGUGGCCUGGGGCAGGGCAUGGAGAUGGAACGGAUGAUGCAGGCGCACCGGCAGAUAGAUCCGGCCAUGUUCUCCGGGCAAAUAGCUAGUGGCGAGGGCCUGGCAGGCACUCCUAUGGGCAUGGAGUUUGGUGGAGGUCGGGGCCUCCUGAGUCCCCCAAUGGGGCAGUCUGGGCUGAGGGAGGUGGACCCACCCAUGGGACCAGGCAACCUCAACAUGAACAUGAAUGUGAACAUGAACAUGAACAUGAACCUGAAUGUGCAGAUGACCCCGCAGCAGCAGAUGCUGAUGUCACAGAAGAUGCGGGGCCCUGGGGACAUGAUGGGGCCGCAGGGCCUCAGUCCUGAGGAGAUGGCCCGGGUGCGGGCCCAGAACAGCAGUGGCAUGAUGGGCGGCCAGCAGAAGAUGCUUAUGCCUUCACAGUUUCCUAACCAGGGCCAGCAGGGAUUCUCUGGGGGCCAGGGACCCUACCAAGCCAUGCCCCAGGACAUGGGCAAUACCCAGGACAUGUUCAGCCCUGACCAGAGCUCAAUGCCCAUGGGCAGUGUGGGUACCACUCGGCUCAGCCACAUGCCUCUGCCCCCUGCAUCCAAUCCUCCUCCCGGGUCUGUGCAUUCGGCCCCAAGCCGGGGGCUGGGCAGACGGCCUUCAGACCUCACCAUCAGUAUUAAUCAGAUGGGCUCGCCAGGCAUGGGGCACCUGAAGUCGCCCACCCUUAGCCAGGUGCAUUCACCCCUGGUCACCUCGCCCUCCGCCAACCUCAAGUCACCCCAGACUCCCUCACAGAUGGUGCCCUUGCCUUCGGCCAACCCACCAGGACCUCUCAAGUCGCCCCAGGUCCUCAGCUCCUCCCUCAGUGUCCGUUCGCCCACUGGCUCACCCAGCAGGCUCAAGUCUCCCUCUAUGGCGGUGCCUUCUCCAGGUUGGGUUGCCUCACCCAAGACAGCCAUGCCCAGCCCUGGGGUCCCCCAGAACAAACAGCCGCCUCUCAACAUGAACUCUUCCACCACCCUGGGCAAUAUGGAACAGGGUGCCCUGCCGCCUAGCGGCCCCCGGAGCAGCUCCUCAGCACCUCCCGCCAACCCUCCCAGCAGCCUCAUGAACCCCAGCCUGCCAUUCACUUCCUCCCCAGACCCCACGCCUUCCCAGAACCCCCUGUCACUGAUGAUGUCCCAGAUGUCCAAGUACGCCAUGCCCAGCUCCACCCCGCUCUACCACAAUGCCAUCAAGACCAUCGCCACCUCAGACGACGAGCUGCUGCCCGACCGGCCCCUGCUCGCCCCACCACCACCACCGCAGGGCUCCGGGCCAGGGAUCAGCAAUAACCAGCCCAACCAGAUGCACCUGAACUCAGCUGCUGCCCAGAGCCCCAUGGGCAUGAACCUGCCAGGCCAGCAGCCCCUGUCCCAUGAGCCCCCGCCUACCAUGUUGCCCUCCCCCACCCCUCUGGGCUCCAACAUUCCACUGCACCCCAAUGCACAGGGGACAGGAGGGCCCCCUCAAAACUCGAUGAUGAUGGCACCAGGGGGCCCAGACUCCCUGAAUGCCCCCUGUGGUCCUGUGCCCAGCUCCUCCCAGAUGAUGCCCUUCCCCCCUCGGCUGCAGCAGCCCCAUGGUGCCAUGGCCCCCAGUGGGGGCGGGGGGCCUGGCCUGCAGCAGCACUACCCUGCAGGCAUGCCCUUGCCCCCAGAGGACCUGCCCAGCCAGCCGCCAGGCCCCUUGCCCCCCCAGCAGCACCUGAUGGGCAAAAGCAUGGCUGGGCGCAUGGGCGAUGCAUACCCGCCAGGUGUGCUCCCUGGGGUGGCUUCAGUGCUGAACGACCCCGAGCUGAGCGAGGUGAUCCGGCCCACCCCGACGGGGAUCCCUGAGUUCGACUUGUCGAGGAUCAUUCCCUCUGAGAAGCCAAGCAGCACCCUUCAGUACUUCCCCAAGAGUGAGAACCAGCCCCCCAAGGCCCAGCCCCCCAAUCUGCAUCUCAUGAACCUGCAAAACAUGAUGGCGGAGCAGACUCCCUCCCGGCCCCCCAACCUCCCGGGCCAGCAGGGUGUCCAACGGGGGCUCAACAUGUCCAUGUGCCACCCGGGACAGAUGUCCUUGCUGGGCAGGACAGGUGUGCCCCCACAGCAGGGCAUGGUGCCCCACGGCCUGCACCAGGGGGUCAUGUCCCCUCCACAAGGCCUCAUGACCCAGCAGAAUUUCAUGCUGAUGAAGCAACGGGGCGUGGGGGGCGAGGUCUACAGCCAGCCCCCCCAUAUGCUCUCCCCACAGGGCUCCCUCAUGGGCCCCCCGCCCCAGCAGAACCUCAUGGUGUCCCACCCCCUGCGGCAGCGCAGUGUGUCUCUGGACAGCCAGAUGGGCUACCUCCCGGCGCCGGGCAGCAUGGCCAACCUGCCCUUCUAGCAGUCCCCCUUGGGGGCUGGAGCUGGGGCAAUAUUGCAAAUAUGAUAACCUUAAAAAAGUUUCUUCCCCUCCAGUGUUGGGAUGGCCUGGGUCAAGGGGUGGGGUGGAGGGGGUGGGAGGGGGCUUGUGUGGGGGAGUGGCAUUUGUGGAAACCAGAUGUGCUGGCAGCUUCGGGGGAAGUGGCAGAGUGGGGUGGGGGAUUUUGGAUUGGGGUUUGUUCCAUUUUGGCCACCAGGACUUCCCCCUCCCCCACUCCUCCCAGUCCUAUGGAGCCUCUUUUCCCUCUUUCUCUGCUCCCACCCUCAUUCAGCUGUGCUUUAGGAGUCCUGUAUGGAAUCCUUGGGGGAGAGAGGAAGGAGCGGAGACGGCUCCCCGCCCAUCCCUUUCCUUUCUGCUGCGUCUCCUGUCUCUUCAUUGCUCCUCUUGGUUUUUCUGCUCCUGCCUGUUCUUCCUUCUGUCUCUUCCUGCCUCCGUUCCUCUCCUUGCUGAUGUGGCUGACCCCUCUCCCACCCUUCCCUGCAGGCGGCUGGCCAGGUGGGCAGGUGCCAGCCGUAGCUGUAAAUAGAGCGCUGCGCUUUUGUGCCGGUUUGUGCGUGUGCUGUAUUUCUGUGUUUUGAUAGAAGUCACACAAAAAAAGGAUAAAAGAAACCCUUCCCCCGCUUUUCAAAUUAUUGCCCCUUCCAUUCCCCUGGACCCAGGGACAUGCCAUGCAGCACACCUACCCACUGUUUGCUGUGUCUCAGGGUUCAUAAAGGAUACCAUUCCAGUCCCCUCCCCAAAUGGUGAAAUGACAAAGAUACCCCACCCCUAAACUGAGGUCAGACCACCUAGGCUUCUACCUGGAGAGCCCCAGCAUGCUGAGACCCCCAGGCCGGCAGCCUGUCUGCUGCUGAGUGAUCAGGAGAACAGGUGCACAUGUGUGCAUUUGCCCCACACAGGUGACACGGGGCCUUGGCUUCCCAGCUGUGGAUGUCUGGGGUCCCCUGCUGCUACAUCUUAGCCAUAACUUGAAGUCCUUGGUUUCCAGUCUGGGAUGAAGGAAAGGAGGAAGAGACGGAGGCUGUGUGGCCCCCUUGAGUGGAGCCAUGGAGCAGCGACGUGGCCCAGAUGGCCCUGUGCCUGCUGCAGUAGCCCUGGGCCAGGUAACCCCUGGGGCCCUGACUCUUCCAGAGGCUGCCACCUACUUCUCCCCAAAGGAGG
This is a messenger RNA of Ceratotherium simum simum (southern white rhinoceros), 6362 nucleotides long. It is a transcript of the gene BCL9L, whose product is annotated as BCL9 like. Lineage: Eukaryota; Metazoa; Chordata; Mammalia; Perissodactyla; Rhinocerotidae. The record is from RefSeq and is a predicted model, not a curated record. Gene Ontology annotation, molecular function: transcription coactivator activity; beta-catenin binding. Gene Ontology annotation, cellular component: beta-catenin-TCF complex. Gene Ontology annotation, biological process: negative regulation of transforming growth factor beta receptor signaling pathway; positive regulation of transcription by RNA polymerase II; canonical Wnt signaling pathway.